AUGUUCUCGGCCUUUAUCCGUCGGCUCAACGCCCUCAAACAGCGCGUCCCGAUGCUGAACCAGCUACAUCUCAACUUUAUAUUCCUGCACUAUACCUACAUUAUCUCUUGGGCACUCCUUGGCUCCGUCAUCGUCUAUGCCCAGGGCAAUAUCGACUACACCGAUGCCCUCUUCCAGGCGGGGGCGCUGCCACCCAGAAUCGUCCUGUACUUCAUCGCGAUCAUGUGUACGCCGAUCUUCAUCCACGGCGCCCUCGUUUUUAUCCGUCUAUACUGGUUCGAGAAGCGAUUCCAACAUGUGGUCCGGGAUGCGCGGGCGCUGCGCACCACGCGGUCGCGGAUGGACACUGUCACCCAGGACAAGAAUAGCGAUGAGAUUAAUCGCGCGGAGCAAGGAGUGAGUGGUCGGUCGAUUGUGGUAUUGCGCAGCAACACCGGCGAUGCGCUCGGGAGCAAAUUGCCUGAUCCGACGGGUGCGAAUGACGAGGUGAAUGCGGGGCCCGAGGCCGAUAUUCCUGACGGCAAGAGUGUUAGCGGACGAUCCAGUGGCGACGAUACGAACCCCGUUCUGGAACGGCGAUUUGGUCUGGGAAGCUUGAGAGUGCCCACCCAGCUCAGUCCAGAACACCACAUUGCCUUUGUCGAAAACCAGCGGAAGAAUAAGGGAGCGCUGCGCAUCCCCAGUCCUCGCGAGUACGACCGCGGUGGUGUCCCCGAGGCGCUGGACGAUGGCGAGGACGAAGAACCGACCCAGGAACAAUCCCAGCCCAUCGGACCCCAAAUCGAUCGCCGGAGGGAUUCGGAGCAUUCGGAGCAUGACGACCAGGUCGGUCCUCUGGAAGGACCGCACAUCACCAUCAAUGAGCCAGAGAUCACCCGUACUCGCACCCGUGGCAAUACUUUCCCGCGACUAGACACCAGGCCUACGGUCCGUGACACGAAAGAUGUCAAUGACAACGCGGAACUCAACCAAACAGCGACGAAGAAUACAGUCCGUGGAAUUUUCCGAUCGUUGACGCAGGAGAGAGAUCGCUCUACCCAGCCGUAUCUUAGUUGGAAUGCGACUGUGGCGCGAAACUCCAACUUCGUCGAUUUGACCGAAGAACAGCGCGAUGAGCUCGGUGGUAUUGAAUACCGUGCUUUGAAGACCCUCGCUGUUGUUUUGAUUUCAUAUUACGUUGGAUUCCACCUCUUCGGUAUCAUUUGCUUGGUGGGUUGGAUCAUGACGGUCGAUACAUGGGGUGAUGUUGUCAAAGCUGCUGGGGUUGGACGACCAUGGUGGGCUAUCUUCACAGCUGCGUCCGCCUUCAACGAUCUUGGUUUUACUCUUACUCCGGACUCCAUGAACUCCUUCCAGAAGGCAGUGUUUCCCUUGUUGCUUAUGGCAUUUCUGAUCAUCAUCGGCAACACGGCUUUCCCAUGUAUGCUUCGAUUUAUGAUUUGGGUUCUGUCCAAAUUUGCUCGACAGGGAACUGCUCUGUGGGAAGAGCUGCGAUUCCUUCUGGACCAUCCUCGUCGAUGCUUCACUCUUCUCUUCCCGCGUAACGCAACUUGGUGGCUGUUCGCCAUUCUCGUCGCUUUGAAUGGUAUUGAUGUGAUCUUUUUCAUCAUUCUGGAUUUGAAUGACUCGACAGUUACCCAGCUGCCGCCUGGUAUCCGGGUCUUGGAUGGCUUUUUUCAGGCUGCUUCUACGCGAACUGCUGGUUUUGGAGUCGUGAGCUUGUCAGAUCUCCACCCAGCCAUCCAGGUCUCCUACUUGAUCAUGAUGUAUAUCUCCGUUUUCCCCAUUGCCAUCUCGAUGCGACGUACGAACGUCUACGAGGAGAAGAGUUUAGGUGUCUACGGCUUUGAGGAGGAUGAAGACGACGACAAUCAAACCGCCCCCAGCUACAUUGGAGCUCACUUGCGGCGCCAGCUGAGUUUUGAUCUUUGGUACGUCUUUUUGGGGCUGUUCAUUAUUGCCAUCGCCGAGGGUAGCCGGCUCGAGAGUUCAAGCGACUACAGCUUCCAGUUGUUCUCUGUCCUAUUCGAGGUCGUGUCAGCUUACGGAACCGUUGGCCUGUCUUUCGGAUAUCCCACUGUCGACACCUCGUUCUCGGGCCAGUUCAACGUCGUCUCCAAGUUGGUGAUUAUCGCAAUGCAAAUUCGCGGUCGCCACCGUGGUCUGCCUUACGCACUGGAUCGUGCUGUCCUGUUGCCUUCCGACGCGCUUCAUCGACAGGAUACCGCUCUAUCCGAGCGUGCUAUUCGCCGCCGCCCUUCCAACCUCAGCGGGCCUGGAUCUCUUGGUCGCCAACAGUCUCGCAGCGUGUCACAGGCACAGGGUGAAGGUUACACUACGGGAAUGCAAUCUUAUGAUUGGCAAACUCAGCAACCUCAGCCAAAUGGCGAUGCCUUUGUUCACCGCUCGUCGACGAUUCGCUCGAACCGAUAG
This is a messenger RNA of Penicillium argentinense, 2433 nucleotides long. Its product is annotated as potassium ion transporter. The record is from RefSeq and is a predicted model, not a curated record. Gene Ontology annotation, biological process: intracellular potassium ion homeostasis; potassium ion import across plasma membrane. Gene Ontology annotation, cellular component: plasma membrane. Bases 1 to 2433 code for a protein of 810 amino acids. Lineage: Eukaryota; Fungi; Ascomycota; Eurotiomycetes; Eurotiales; Aspergillaceae. The transcript has 3 exons. Gene Ontology annotation, molecular function: high-affinity potassium ion transmembrane transporter activity.